Phalaenopsis equestris is the source of this 1454-nucleotide messenger RNA. Its product is annotated as protein trichome birefringence-like 34. Gene Ontology annotation, cellular component: Golgi apparatus. Gene Ontology annotation, molecular function: O-acetyltransferase activity. The record is from RefSeq and is a predicted model, not a curated record. The transcript is spliced from 5 exons. Bases 115 to 1428 code for a protein of 437 amino acids. NCBI's taxonomy places the organism in Eukaryota, Viridiplantae, Streptophyta, Magnoliopsida, Asparagales, Orchidaceae.
UCAAAACACACCAAUGGCAUUUCAGUCAUUUAACACAAAAAUGGACUCCCCAACUCCCCCCCCACUAACACAACCUCCUCCUCCCAAUUCAUUGCUGAAUCCCACCUUCUUUCAAUGAACUCAAAAGGGAUAGCCAUGGAAGAAAAUCCUUCCUCUAAGAAAGAAAAAGGAGGAGGGCUAUGGCAUGUUCUUGAGAUGGCAAAGAAGCACAAUCGGCUCGCCGUGAGGGGUUCAUCGAGCCUCCGGUGCCGGUUCAAUUCCCUCAUGGCCGUCAUCAUCAUCACAUUCGUCGUCGUCUUCUCCUUCACCUCCAUGAAAAAUGGUGAUGGAAGAGGCGGGUUUUGGCACGAUGCGGCGGCGGCGGUGUUUCCGACGGAAGCCGGGGAGUGUGAUCUCUUUGCAGGGAAUUGGGUGUUUGAUAACACGACUGGUCCUUUGUAUUCGGAGAGGUGCAAGUUCAUGUCUGAUCAGUCUGCGUGUGAGAAGUUUGGGAGGCAGAAUCUUAGGUAUCAGAACUGGAGAUGGAAGCCACAUGGCUGUGACAUUCCAAGCUUCAAUGCCACAAAACUUCUGGAGAGGUUGAGAGGAAAAAGACUAGCUUUUGUUGGUGACUCUCUAAAUAGGAACCAAUGGAUCUCCAUGAUUUGUCUUCUGGAUUCUGUUAUUCCUGAUCAUAUGAAAUCCAUGCAAGCAAAUGGAUCUCUCACCUCCUUCAAGGCCAAGGAGUACAAUGCAUCAAUAGAAUUCUAUUGGGCUCCAUUGUUGGUCGAGUCGAACUCUGAUGACCCAGUGCACCAUCGCAUACCCGACAGGAUCAUACGAGCUCAAUCCAUCGAAAAGCAUGCCAAGCACUGGAUGGGAGCUGAUAUUUUGGUCUUCAACUCUUAUCUUUGGUGGAGGAGAGUCACCAUGAAGGUCUUGUGGGGUUCUUUUGAUGAUAAGGAUGCAUUCUACAAAGAUAUUGAAAUUCUCAGAAGUUAUGAGAUGGCAUUGAGGACUUGGGCAGAGUGGCUUGAGUUCCAUGUGGAUCAUAUAAAGACCAAGCUCUUCUUUAUGAGCAUGUCACCUACUCAUUUCUGGGGUGAUGAGUGGGGAAUUAACAGCAGCCAAAAUUGUUAUAACGAAACUGAACCAAUCAGGAGAGAAGAUUACUGGGGAAGAGGAUCUGACAAGAGAAUGAUGCGAGUUGUCGAAUCAACAAUUUUUGGUUUGAAGGAAAGAGGUGUGAAAGUUCAGAUAAUCAACAUCACUCAGCUCUCAGAAUAUAGGAAAGAUGGCCACCCUUCUACUUACAGAAAGCAAUGGGAGCCUCUAACCAAAGAGCAGCUCGCAAAUCCUAGCAGUUAUGCUGACUGUAUUCAUUGGUGUUUACCUGGUGUACCUGAUGUGUGGAAUCAACUCUUGUACACCUACAUUCUUUUCAAAUAAUGCAAGUCUAAUCGUUUUUUUUUUUU